UUCAAAAUCUGAAUUAUACAUGACAUAAUAUCAACAAGACUGAUACAUAUUACCCAGAGAUUCCUCUGUGCACUGGUCUCAGCUGCUGUGCGUGUGCGUGUGCGUGGGGAGGAGGAGGAGUAAAAACAGGAACUACCAGAACUACCACAGCAGAUCUCUGAGCCUCUUCAUCUCCCACGCUGCACUUUUUAAUAAAGGCUCGACCUCUCGGCCAUUUUUUUCCUGUAACUCCUUCCCUGCAAACUGUUCUUCUCCUCUUCCUCCUCCUUGUAUCGGGUGCGACCGGGUCGGUGUGUGUCAGCAGGAACCGAAGGUGACCAUGGCCUUCCUUGGGAGCGCAGCUCGGCGCUUGGUGUUGGCAGCGCGCCCCCCCCUCUCUCCUCUGUGCCGGACGAGUGCUCGGUCCUACAGCUCAACGCCCACCCAGGAAAAAAGUGUCCCCUACGAGAAGACGCUCCAACAGAAGGAGGGAACGUCCUCUGGACCCACUAAACCUCUGCCCAGGUCAGCGGAUGCGGUGGUGAUCGGAGGCGGAAGCCUGGGCUGUCAGACCAUCUACCACCUGGCUAAAAUGGGAAUGACCAACGUGGUCCUGCUGGAGAGAGACAGACUGACCGCGGGCACCACCUGGCACACUGCAGGCCUGCUGUGGCAGCUCCGGCCCAGUGACGUUGAGGUGGAGCUUCUGGCCCACACCAGGAACGUGAUCAGCAAAGACCUGGAAGAGGAGACGGGCCUCCACACGGGAUGGAUCGAGAAUGGAGGACUCUUCAUCGCCUCCAACAAGCAGAGACUGGACGAGUACAAGCGCCUCAUGUCGCUGGGUAAAGUUUACGGUAUUGAGUCCUACGUGCUGUCACCUGCCGAGACCAAGGACCUGUAUCCUCUGAUGAACGUGGAUGAUCUGUACGGAACCCUGUAUGUUCCAAAAGACGGCACCAUGGACCCGGCCGGCACCUGCACCACGCUGAGCAGAGCUGCAACAGCCAGGGGAGCCAAGGUGAUUGAGAACUGCCCUGUGACCGGCAUCAGCGUGCGCACAGAUGACUUCGGGGUGAAGAGGGUGAAGGCGGUGGAGACCCCACAUGGGACAAUUGAAACAUCUUGUGUGGUGAACUGUGCAGGUGUGUGGGCCACCAAGCUCGGGGAAAUGGCCGGAGUCAAGGUGCCUCUCGUAGCGAUGCAUCAUGCCUAUGUGGUGACGGAGAGAAUUGAAGGCAUACAGAACAUGCCAAAUGUCAGGGACCAUGAUGCAUCAGUGUACCUGCGGCUCCAAGGUGACGCCCUGUCUGUCGGCGGCUACGAACAAAACCCCAUCUUCUGGGACGAGGUGUCUGAUAAGUUUGCCUUCAGUUUGUUCGACCUGGACUGGGAUGUAUUCACGCAACAUAUUGAGGGUGCGAUUAACAGAGUCCCCAGUUUGGAGCAGACUGGCAUCAAGUCCACUGUCUGUGGACCAGAAUCGUUCACGGCCGACCAUAAGCCGCUGAUGGGAGAAGCACCAGAGGUCAGAGGUUUCUUCCUGGGAUGUGGCUUCAACAGCGCGGGCAUGAUGCUGGGAGGAGGCUGCGGUCGAGAGCUGGCUCACUGGAUCAUACACGGCCGCCCUGAGAAGGACAUGUACGGAUACGACAUCAGGCGUUUCCACAACUCGCUCACGGACAACGCGCGCUGGAUCAGAGAGAGGAGCCACGAGUCGUAUGCUAAAAACUACUCCGUGGUGUUCCCCUUUGAUGAGCCGCUGGCCAGUCGAAACAUGAGGAAAGACCCUUUCCAUCAGGUGCUGAUGGAGCAGGGCUGUGUGUUCCAGGAGAGACACGGCUGGGAGAGACCUGGCUGGUUCAACAAAGACGGGCCUGCGACUGUUAAAGACUAUGAUUACUAUGGAGCUUAUGACAUUCAGAAGAAUGUGAACCACAAAUACAACGAUCUGCUGGGGAAGGAGUACACCUUCGGUUUCCCCCCACAUCACAACGUGAUUAAGAGCGAGUGCCUCUCAUGUAGACACGGCGUGGCUGUGUUUGACAUGUCCUACUUUGGAAAGUUUUAUCUCACCGGACCAGAUGCCAAGAAGGCGGCUGAUUGGCUGUUCACUGCUGAUGUCAACAAGAAACCAGGCUCCACUGUGUAUACUUGCAUGCUGAAUAAAAGAGGAGGGGCGGAGGCUGACCUGACAGUGAGCAGACUGGAGCCCGGCGCCGCCAUGCUGCCCCUGGCACCAGAAUCCAACGGUGAUGCAUACUACCUGGCCAUCGGAGGCGGCGUCGCCGAGCACAACUGGAACCACAUCAGAACCGUUCUUCAGGACCAAGGUUUCCGCUGCCAGCUAACAGACCUCUCUGAGGAGAUGGGCAUGCUCAGCAUCCAGGGACCGAAGAGUCGAGAGGUACUUCAGGAGGUGCUGGACACAGACCUGAGCAACGAAAGUUUCCCCUUCUCUACCCACAAGGUUGUAAACGCAGUAGGACAUCAGGUGCGAGCCAUGCGUCUGUCGUUUGUCGGGGAGCUCGGCUGGGAGCUGCACAUUCCCAAAGACGCUUGCCUUCCGGUCUACCAUGCUGUCAUGGCUGCUGGUGCAAAGCACGGCAUCAUCAACUCGGGCUACAGGGCCAUCGACUCGCUCAGCAUAGAGAAAGGCUACAGACAUUGGCACGCUGACCUCCGCCCGGACGACACCCCCUUGGAGGCGGGGCUAGGCUUCACCUGCAAACUGAAGAGUUCGAUCCCGUUCCUGGGUCGCGAUAGGCUGGAGGAACAGAAGAAGGAGGGGCUAAGGAGGCGCAUCGUCUGCUUCACCAUUGACGAGAAAAUACCGAUGUUCGGUCUGGAGGCCGUUUUCCGUAAUGGAGUUCCUGUCGGUCACCUACGGCGUUCUGAUUAUGGCUUCUUUAUUGACAAAACUAUCGGUUAUGGAUAUAUCCGCAACCCUGAUGGAGGAGUGGUGAGUGCUGAUUUCAUAAAGAGCGGCGACUUCACCCUGGAGAGGAUGGGAGUGACGUACAAGGCCAAGGCCCACCUCAAAACUCCAUUUGACCCUGAGAACAAACGGGUCAAGGGCAUCUAUGCUUGAGGACCACAGAUGAAAAAAACAAACAAACUGAAAACAAACACAUUCUGGUUGGAGGAUGAGGCUGAGAGGGGAGCAGCUGAUUCUUCUCUUCUCUUUCAUGGAUGGUCUGAAAUCUGUAUCGCGGUGUUGAAGAGGUUCUGAAUUGAGUCUGUUGUGUCUGAGUGUUUUGUUGUCUUAAAGGUGAUUUAAGGGUCUCCGCUCCAGGUUAUUGAUGCCCACUCUGGAUUUGUGAGGUUGGUAAAUAUGUGUUGUUAUCGCCUGUAAUCAGGCAGCAAACACAGCGGUAAUUCUGAUUCCCUCCCAUGAUUAUACUGUAGGUGCAAUGGUGGCAAGUUCUACAUUAACUACACCAUCUGCUGGCUUUGUGACUAUACCACAGCUAAUAGGGCUGAAAGUGACAGAUGUGUAUGCGUGUAUGGAAGCUCAUUACUGCCAACAUGAGAGAAAAAAGAUCCUUUAAGCCAAUAUAAUGAGAAACUUUCACCAAAUAAUGGUUUAGUAUCUUCAAAUAAAGAGAAACUUUCUCAAAAUCUAAUCAUAGGGUACGAUCAUACGUACACGAAUGCAGGGGAAUUUCACAGGUUCACCAAAGUUGAACUAAUUUCUUCCUUUUUGUCCACAAUAUAUUUGAUCCUAUUAUGGUGCUGUAAUCUCUCGUAUAUUUUUCCUGUGAGACCACAGAAAACUAUAUUAGGGAAUACAUCAAGUAUUCCCAAACUACUACACCGUUGCCCUGCAGGUGUCUGGAGUGAAUUACAAUGACUGAUGUUUGUGCGGAUAGAAAUGAGUGUUACUUGCUCGUGUGGUGUCUAAAUGUGCGGCUGAGUGUUCAUCAGAGGUGGAGGAGCAGGUAGAAGAGAAACAGCCCGAGGCGCAGAGAGGAACAACCAGGGACUAAACACAGCUGAGGAAGAAUGAUGACAGGAAAAGACUUCAGUUAACAAGAAGCAGCUGUUGAUGUUAGCAUGCUGGUACAUUGUACCAAGUUAAAAAACUCCCGUUUGUCUUAUUUUCAGUCAAAACCAAUACUUUGUGUAUCUGCUUCACAGUAUUCUCUGUAAACAGAUUAUAUACAGGCUGUGGCUGAGGGAUGAGAUUCUUCUGGUUUCCGUUUCUAGUUUGACCAAUCCUGUUUGAGCAGGCUUUGAUCACCCGCAAGUAAAAGGUCGGCGUGGAGAGCGAAAGAGGCGAGAACACAUAUACCAACAUGAAUCAGCUUUUUAAGUUACCUGCCUUCAUGUGCAGGUAUUGAGCCAAAAUGCCGUCCGGACCUCAAACACCUACAAAAAGUGUGCAGAGAAACAUUCGACCCGUGUUUAACUGUAAACAGUGUUUGGCAAAUGGAAGAUUAAAAGUCUUGCCCCUGAAUUUCUGCUGUUUAAACAAGAAGCCUUGAAAUAUUGGCUGUUGCCUCCAGAGGCGAAUCCAUCGUCAGACGAGAACCGAUGGCCUCGACCUUAUUUCCAACAGUAUCUUUAAAACUGUGAAGCAUCUACGUGGUGUGAUCAUUAAAAACCACAUGAGCCUGAUUAGCAAACACUUAUCAUUUGAAACUAUGAGCUUAUUAAAGUGGAGCGGUGCUGGGUUCAGUGGGACUGAACUGUAGGUCCGGGGGAAAAUCACUUAUAUUCAUUGUGCUGAAUCAACAGCCUGAGUCAGUGCAGAAACUCUUUCUAUUCUGAACUGUUGGUGCCUUUACAUGUGAACUGUUUGUGUUAAUAAGUGAUAACAAGCUUGCUCCUAAUUGCUCCUGUUUCAGUGUCGACAGGAGAAAGUGUGAAAAGAAGAAAACACUAGUUUAUCGCCUUGUUAACUGAUUCAUGUCUUAAAUCCUGGUGCUGGUACAUGUACAGUAAUUAAAGCUAUUUUGGUAUUUCUUUGUGUUUACAUGAGUGUCUUACGAGUCAACUACAAAAUGUGCGUCUGUAGAUUUUGUUUUGACACUUGAUAUUUUAUUUAAUUCUGGAUUGCAUUUUCCAUCUGUGUUUACGUUAACGCUCUUCAGGCCAAAGAAGAACCGACGCUCGUUACACGCGCUGUGUGAACAUCAGCUGAAAACAGUGGUAGAAACUAGAGGAAGGCGUCUGUGUGUUUAACUCACCUCUCAGAUGUGUGUGUGUUUCGCACAAAAUGUUUACUAAUGUGGAAUGAUUCAUGGAUUCUGCCCAGACGACCAUUAAUCACUAGAAUGGUUGUUCUCAGGAGUAGCUCAGGUUAAUAACAAGAUUUAUAUGGGAAAUGUGAAACCUACUGAUAAACACUAUCACCGCUGGUUCUCUACACCACAUGUUUCUCCUCGCGCAAUUUACUUUCUCUUCUUCCCUCAGUGUGACGGUGAUAAUAAAAGCGGGGAGAAGUGCAAACAAAAUUAUUAAUUUCCCUUCCCUGAGCUUUUUAAAUAUGUUUUUUUCGAAAUGUUGCAUCCUUGUUAUUUCUGUCGUGUAACAGUUUGACCAAUUUAAAAGACAAACUGAUCAGUGGCUCGUUGUGAUGACCAGUUACAUUAUGAACUUAAUGUUAAUUUAGGGAUUGAUUCUGUCCGAAGCCAUACAUGUGUUAAUAAAUGCCUUUUUAACUGCCAA
Molecule: messenger RNA, 5652 nt
Organism: Hippoglossus stenolepis (Pacific halibut)
Lineage: Eukaryota; Metazoa; Chordata; Actinopteri; Pleuronectiformes; Pleuronectidae
Gene: sardh
Product: sarcosine dehydrogenase
Exons: 22
Coding region: 320-3070 (916 amino acids)
Cellular component (GO): mitochondrion
Molecular function (GO): oxidoreductase activity; protein binding
Source: RefSeq, a predicted model, not a curated record